AUGCGCAAUACUAAAUCUUUAAUUGGUGACGGUAGAGCAACUUCACUAUUUUAUGAUGUAUGGUAUGGGUCUGAAACUUUGGCAGAUGUUUUGCAACAACCUGACCUUCACACAAAUGCAAGGGUUAGUGAUAUCAUUGUGCAGGAUCAAUGGCAGCUGGAAGGAGUUCAUAUGCACGACCUCGUCAGUGCUGGUGUGGAUCUGGAGAUCUUGCCAAGGAGGCACACAGGAAGUCAUAGGAAGAUAUGGAUGCCGGACCUUAAAGGUUUAUUCUCUGUUAAGUCUGCAAGGGAGCUGGUGAGGAUGAGAUAUCCGGUGCUGGAGGAAGCAAAUAUGUUAUGGAAGAGUGUUGUGCACCCUUCUUUGGCAGCGCAAAAUUGGAAGUUUGUCAGGGGAGCUUGUGCAACUCUGGAUAAAGUAAAGAGCAGGUUAAAGAUAGCUCUUCCGUCGAGGUGCAGUGUAUGCCAGAUUGAUGAGGAGUCUUUGGAACAUGUUCUUUGGAGCUGUAGUGCUGCGAAUCCGGCUUGGCAAUGGCUGGCAGGUAUUUUCCAUAUUAUUCCUCAUUAUAACUUGCUUGCUGCUAACAAGGAAGCGAAAGGGCGUAGUAGAAUGGUUAAAGACAUGUGGUUAGUCUCAAUCUUGGUGCUGCGAUCGGAGCUGUGGUACCAAAGGAAUAAGAUGGUCUAUGAAAAGAAGAAGCGUUGCUGGACUUUCUUCAAAAAACGUGUAUUUAACCUCAUUCAUGAGUACUCGGCUAGAAUGACAGGAUGUAUGUUCAACAAGAGGCAAUCCAGGGUGGCGGGAGCUGGUGUGGUGGCGAGAAAUUCUGCUUGUGAAGUGGUUGGGGAGAUGUGUGUUGGUCUUGGAAUUAUUUCCAAUUAUAUGGCGGAGUUGUAUAGCAUUCUGAUUGGUUUAGAAUGGGCAGUUCAAUGGGGAUACCGGGAUGUUCUAGUGCGGACUGAUUCAUCAAGUGUCAUAACAUCUUUGGAAGGGGUAACUAUUCCUUGGUUUGCUAGACAUAGAUGGUAUGAUGUAAAGGGCAUGUUUGAUUCUAUAAAUUUUGUGCACACGUACCGUGAAGCCAAUUUCGCAGCUGACAAGAUGGCGAAGACUGGUUGCUUAUUAGAUAAUGGAGUGAGACUCACUUUUGUUGGUCGUCCUGAUUUGUUAAACUCAAUAGAGUUCCCAUAUGUUUCCUAUUUUCGAUUGAAAUAG
Molecule: messenger RNA, 1215 nt
Organism: Papaver somniferum (opium poppy)
Lineage: Eukaryota; Viridiplantae; Streptophyta; Magnoliopsida; Ranunculales; Papaveraceae
Exons: 2
Coding region: 1-1215 (404 amino acids)
Molecular function (GO): nucleic acid binding; RNA-DNA hybrid ribonuclease activity
Source: RefSeq, a predicted model, not a curated record